ACCAAUUACAUACAUCCACACCAAGAACCUUUAUUUGUAAGAGUCUAUUUUUGACGUUAUUUAGAGAAUGAUUGUGAUUGAAAAUGUCAGUUCUAGUGAAACACGCCCUCCUCGCAGUAGGCGGUGGCUCCGCAGCGCUCGCUGGGCCAUUCUUCUGGUUCUGUUGGUCCUCAUCUAUGGCUCUCACGCUCCCCUCAUCGCCCUCACUAAAAUAGAUGGCCGUGUUCCCUUCAGCUCCUCGUCUUGUGUGGUUCUGAUCGAGUUUAGCAAGUUGCUGGUCUCUCUGGGCGCUCUGAUUAUUACGGGGAACAUCCACACCCUCGGAGCGUCUGUGUCCUGGGCUGCUGUUGCUCCGUACGCUGUUCCAGCUCUUCUCUACUCCUUCAACAACAACCUGGUGGUCUAUAUGCAGGCCUACAUGGACCCCAGCUCCUUUCAGGUGCUCAGCAACCUCAAGAUCGCCUCCACCGCCCUGCUGUAUACAUCCUGCCUGAGAAAGAGGCUGAGGCCUGCGCAGUGGCUGGGAUUGGGCUUUCUCAUGGGGGCUGGGGUCUGUCACAGCUACAGCAGCCUGGAUUGGGAUAACCCAGAUGGAGAAGGUAAAAUGAGCUCCAGGCUUUAUAUCACAGCCUGGGGUUUAUUGAUGGUGCUUACAUAUUGCUUCAUAUCAGGACUUGCAGCAGUCUACACAGAGAGGGUGUUAAAAACCCAGCGUCUACCACUCAGCCUACAGAACUUGUUCCUCUAUGUAUUUGGUGUGGGCAUAAAUUUUGCAUCACAUGUCUACAGCAGCGGUGGAGAGCAUUCGUUUCUGGAAGGCUACUCUGCCGUGGUGUGGCUCAUUGUAGCUGGACAGGCAGCGAACGGCCUGCUGAUGUCCAUAGUAAUGAAACAUGGAACUGGAAUCACCCGACUCUUCAUCAUCUCCUCAGCCAUGCUGGUGAACAGCGUCCUCUCCUGGGGGCUGCUGGGAUUGCAGCUCACGCCUUUCUUUCUCUUGCCUGUUCUGAUGAUCGGAUUGGCCGUGUACCUUUAUUACAGGUAGCUGAUCAAGAGUUUGAGCCAAGAUAACAAAGACAGUGGACUAAUUGGACUAGCACUGGCCAGAAAAACGGUGUGUGUUUUUUCUAUUAUUUUUUUCCUUUUCUUUUAAUUUUACUUUCUUUAAUGAAAGGGGAUUUUCACUGUUUUGUUUGUUUUGUUUGUUUGUUUGUUUGUUUUCAAAAUAUCUCAAUAAUGCAGUUGUUGAGAUGUAAACAAAGCAAUCCAGAGAAGUUUGAGGUGAAAUGUGUCACUCUAUAGAAACCUACGAAUUGGAUUUCUUUACAGUAAUGGCAAUAGGAACCAGGGGUCACAAUACACACACAUGUAGCCAUUUAAUUUACUGUCCUAAAUGACAUGUGAAUUACGUGUGAACUUAAGGUAGGAGUGGGUGAUAUGGCAAAAAUGAAAUCACGAUACUUGAAGACAUAUUCAUGAUACAAGAUGUGCGUCACAAUAUGUAGUUUUAUGAAGUUUUAUAAGUUGAAACAGACAGAAAAAAGUACUAUCAAAAUCUGAGUGCAGUGAUUUGUAUUGAACAUUUCAUGUACUGCACUGCGCUAAAGCCAAUUAACCAGGGCUGAUUAUGCUCUCUUUGAAAUGAAACUUGCAGUUGGUCAGUGUUCCGUAAUUACUGAGGCUGUCCAUGAUAUGCUAGAAAAGGGUAUUGUGGCAUGAUUUCUCAUGAUGAAAAAAUAUUGGCAUAUAGCACACAGCAACCUACACAUGUCUUUUAAGCUUUGUAUAUAAUGGUAAAAAGUAUAGUAGAUCUGAAAAAAAUAAGUGUUCUUUGGGAACUGCUUUGCAAUGUACUACAUGGGCUACACCAACAUGAAAGGAUUUAAAAAAAAAAUCAUUUUAGGCCAAAACUUUAUCUCAAAACUGUUGUAAAACAGUGUCUCAGGCUUCAAACACUUCCAAAGUCUGGUGAACUAUUCUGACUAUAAGUUGAACGCAUUUUACAUCAAACCACUCUGAAUGACUUUGUUUGCAUCUUAACUAUUGAAUCAUGCAGAAAUUUUGAAAAAUUAGUGAACUUUCCUUUUAAAGACACUCCUUAGUUCUGCAGAUAUUUCCAAAUGGGGAAAAGGUUGUGAACCAUCCAGGAGGUUUAUAAGGAGGUGAACUGUGAAUGGCUUGUAAAUUGGAUUGUUGUGUGGUUGUAAUGUUGACUAUAACACAACAAAACUAACACAGAAAUAUGUAUCAGUAAUCUCUCCAUAUAUUGCUGAAAUGUUUUUUGUUUGUUUUUAAGGAGUUGCCUUUGCAGUCUUUGUCUGUUUUUUUCCGCUAAGUAUCCAUUUCUGCUUUUGCCUUUUCUACUUUAAUAUCUUAAUAUCAAAUCUUGUCAUGAAUAAAAUUUCAUCUCUUGAAGACUGUCAAAUGUCAGAAUGUGAAAACGUUUUGUUUGUUUUAAAUGUUUUAUUCUCCAUUAUGCCAAACAAUACAAAAUGGUACAUCAUGCAGAUAUUGAAAGUAUUUAUAAAUGAAAUUAUGCAAAUAAAUAUUAUGAAAUUGUG
Molecule: messenger RNA, 2561 nt
Organism: Colossoma macropomum (tambaqui)
Lineage: Eukaryota; Metazoa; Chordata; Actinopteri; Characiformes; Serrasalmidae
Gene: slc35a4
Product: solute carrier family 35 member A4
Exons: 1
Coding region: 68-1045 (325 amino acids)
Biological process (GO): pyrimidine nucleotide-sugar transmembrane transport
Cellular component (GO): Golgi membrane
Molecular function (GO): pyrimidine nucleotide-sugar transmembrane transporter activity
Source: RefSeq, a predicted model, not a curated record